This is a messenger RNA of Carya illinoinensis, 916 nucleotides long. Its product is annotated as probable plastid-lipid-associated protein 8, chloroplastic. Lineage: Eukaryota; Viridiplantae; Streptophyta; Magnoliopsida; Fagales; Juglandaceae. The transcript is spliced from 4 exons. Bases 65 to 790 code for a protein of 241 amino acids. The record is from RefSeq and is a predicted model, not a curated record.
GACCCGGAGCCUUUUGCCUUGCCCGCAAGCGUUUUCGGAAGGCAGAGUCCCCAAGUCCGAUUCCAUGGCAGUGCAUUCGUCAGCUCUAUUACCUCCCUCGUUCAGUGCUGCGGAGCAUUCGAAACACAAACUUCUAAAGCCUCGCUCACUUCCCUCCAGCCCACCUCCCAUAGUCUCACUUCAUCAUCACCGCCGCCAGCGCAAAACAUUGAGAAUUUUGGCCUCGGUGUCGGUCUCCAAACCAGAGGUGUGGACCAGUCCCGAUGAUCUUGUUGCAUCUAUUCUCUCCAAGGUCACACAAACAGAUAGAGGAGUUUUGCUGAAAAAUGAGGAACACGAAGAGGUAGCUGCAGUGGCUGAAGAAUUGCAGAAAUAUUGCGUUAAUGAGCCUGUGAAAUGCCCUCUCAUAUUUGGCGAUUGGGACGUGGUGUAUUGUUCAAUGCCAACAUCGCCUGGGGGUGGCUACAGGAGUGCAUUUGGCCGCCUUGUUUUCAAAACAAAGGAAAUGAUACAGGUUGUUGAAGCACCCGAUAUUGUUAGGAACAAGGUCUCCUUUUCUGCUUUUGGGUUUCUAGAUGGGGAGGUCUCUUUGACAGGAACACUGAAGGCUCUGGAUGAUAAAUGGAUAAAAGUUGUAUUUGAGGCACCUGAACUGAAGAUAGGAGCUCUGGAGUUCAGAUAUGGUGGUCAGAGUGAGGUUGAACUUCAAAUCACGUACAUAGAUGACAAGAUAAGGUUGGGGAAGGGCUCCCGAGGUUCUCUAUUUGUUUUCCAAAGACGCUACUAUUAACUGUUUGAAUUUUGAAAUGUUUAUUACUUUUGGGGAACAUUUAUCUUUCUUUUUGCACUGCCUAAUUUGUAAUAUCAAUGGUUUUGUAUUAAUAGCCUUCGAUUGACAUGCGAAGUCUUUUCUCAA